Messenger RNA from Penicillium mononematosum, 1635 nucleotides. RefSeq lists its product as uncharacterized. Bases 1 to 1635 code for a protein of 544 amino acids. Gene Ontology annotation, molecular function: nucleic acid binding. NCBI's taxonomy places the organism in Eukaryota, Fungi, Ascomycota, Eurotiomycetes, Eurotiales, Aspergillaceae. The record is from RefSeq and is a predicted model, not a curated record. The transcript has a single exon.
AUGCUCACUGUUGUUGGGGCGCCUCCAUCUCACACAAUUGCUUCCGAGGUUGCCACGAACCUCGCUGGUGCAUAUCUGCGAAAGAAGUCUGGUGUCAUGGGUCAACCAGCUCUCUCGGUGGAGGACGAGAAUGCGGUUGUUGAGCGGAUAGAGCGUUGGUUGAAUCAUGGAUUCUUUCCUUAUAACAUGUUGGCAAAGGAUACAGCCAAUGCAUAUUUCAAUAACCAAGGCUAUAGCCGCAAUAGACCAAACCUCAAUGCCGGUUGGCAGAAGGGUUUCUGGAUGCGUCAUCCAGAACUUGCUGAUCACAUAGCCAAAGAGCGCGAUACACUAAAAUUGAAAGGUCCGCACGAAGAUCGCAGAGCUCUGAAGUUCUUUCAAGCAUUCAAAGAUAUCAAGCAGCGGUUCCAGAUUUCCAACGACAACAUAUAUGCUAUGGAAGAUGCCGCAUUUGUUACCACCAUGUAUCGAAAGUCCAGCGUCAUGUUUGUUCGGCCACCGAACCAACAUCACAAGAGAGAAGGACGGGCAUUUUCUUCGGUUAUCCACUGCUGCUCAACGCGAGGAAAGCACCUGCCCCCAUACAUUGUCUGCAGGAGCCAGGAUCCACCUCAGACCAAGAACUUCGGUCGCAUCAAAGUCUCAUUCACCCAGUCAGGUUGGGCGGAGUCGAAUCAUGCGCUCGACUGGCUGAAGACUGUUUUCGAGCCAGAGACCCGACCCAAAGGUCGGCGUGAAACGUGGAGAAUCCUGAUGAUUUCCCAUCGAUUUUGCGUAGUCUUUCCUGAGUUCGAAAAGUUCUGCUGGGAUCACAGGAUCGCUUGUCUUUCCUUUCCCAAAAACGAUCAACGAUUCUUCAAUCCAAUCGAAAACAUCGCUUUCGGGCCUAUGCAAAGCAGCUAUACCGAUUACAUGAGAAAGAGAUUCUCCGAUAACAAUGGAAAUGCCAUCACACUGGAGGUGAGGGAGUUCGCAUCCUGGAUUGAUGGCGAGGUAGCUUCGUCGAAACGAGCGGAAGAAGCUGCAGAUGUUUGGCGUCAAAGCUGCCUUGUGCCGCUGGAUGAAUUUCGCCUUCGCAACUGUCUCCAAGGGAACCGAGCUACAGCCAUGCCAGAAGAUAGAACUUCUAUUCUCGAUAGCCGUCUUUACUCGGAUGACACCCCUCCGGCAAUGGCGAGAACACGGGCCACACCUCGAACAAGUGUUCCUUUACCCAUCAUCCCAUCCACGGAGGCAAUGAGCCAACACUCUACUCCCGAAUAUUCACCUCCUUCACCACGGCAAUCACAGGAGAGCCAAGAGAGAGAUGAUAGCUCUGCAUCGGAGGGAAGUCAAUUCGACAGUGAAAGUGAGACUGCCAACAGUCACCAGCCCAUUACACCAUGCAGGACACCUAGACUGCCAAAGACUCCUCGGCCCAGGAGUCCGGAGACAGAACCAUCUGGUUCAGUGAUGUCGUCCAAAAGGCACCGGGACAUCUUGGAUAAAUGCAUAGAAGGAUCACCUCAAACACAAAAGAGGUAUCGCGAUGACUUAAUUCUGGAUCGUGGGGAUCUGGAAAAAGAGAAUGCUCGUCUGAAAGAAAGGGUUGAGCUGUUGGAGCAAUUUACGCUCAAGAGACAGAGACUCGACUGA